Molecule: messenger RNA, 1921 nt
Organism: Amoebophrya sp. A120
Lineage: Eukaryota; Dinophyceae; Syndiniales; Amoebophryaceae
Source: the annotation of a GenBank genome assembly
GCGGAUUUGUAGGGUACUCAAUGUACCAACAAGUGUGCUGCUGCUUCUGCCGGUCCAGUUAAGUUGUUUUCUUUGGGUCCUUGAAAUAGGUACAGUACCUUCAGCGAGAAGUCAGAGGUCGGUGGUGCUUUCCCUCCCAUUGUUCGUGGUGGCUCCUUUCAGUACUUCAUAACUGCUAAAAAUAACAUGUUGGCGUCGUUGGUUCUUGUCCUCGUCUUGCUUGAAUUUUUUCCAGCUGCAAACAGUCUCUUUUUAUCCCACCGGCGGUUCCAGCCCGGACGAGGACAACACGGUACGCUCGAUCACUACCCCUAUGAAGGUCGUGGAGGUGGGCCACCACAGCAAGGACAACAGCAAGUUCCGGGCAGUAUGUCCAGUGUCGCGUCCUCAUCGAUUCCCAGCACUGCGGCUUUGAUGUCGACGGGAAGCUCGCUUGCAGAUUACAACUUGGCGAAUUUAGGAAUUCAAGAAGACGACGACUUCUAUGCGGACGACAGCAACCUCUUCGGCAAGAGCGCGGGCGCUGCUACGGCCGCGCAGCUACCCAAUGCCGCAAAGCUGAAAGACGAUGCUGAGAGACGACUACGAGGAGCGGGAGGAGCAGCUGCUGCGUUGGGAGGGCAGCAGCAGCCUAGUACGAAGGGACAACAACAGCCACCGCAGCAGCAACAACAGCAGCGCACCUGGCACCGCAACUAUGCCCCUCUGAUCGCGGGAAACAGUCGCAGUGUGCCAUUGUUACAACAACAGAACGUCGGCACAGGUCCUGCCCGGGUCCCGCGGUUGCCAGUCGAGCGGUCUUGCCAAAGCAAAACUAUGAGAGUGCACAACUCCCCCUCCUCCUCAUUUGUGUUGCGUGAGCAGUAACAUAAGCGCUGGCAAAGAUGCAGCUUUUGCAUGACAAAUUCCUAGAGGAUUGUAGUGCGGUUUUGGCUUUCGGAAUCUGUCAUGCAAAAUGUGCUAGCAGAAAAAAGGUAGAAUUGGGAAUUUGCAUGACAAAUAGGGGGAGGGAGGGUUGUGCACUCUCAGAAAAACGCCCGGAAAACGACAGCCGAACCUCCAGGAUGAAGAAGAGGAGGACUGUAUCCUGAGUAAGAACGUCCCCACGCCAGAGUUUGUGAUUUUGGAAGAAGCAUCACGUAAUCGAUCUGUGAUGCUGCUGCAGAAGCUAAGAGGAGCAAACUACGAGCCCAAUCUUGUCGUGCGCAACAACCAAAGCUUGUUGAUUUGUAUAGCAGAUUUCCCAUCUCGUUGAUUCUGGGGCGGGGACUCUUUUACUCAGGAUAGACUGCUCCUGGUGCAGCUGUUUCCGCCCUGCGAAAGCCACAAAGAGAGCCGGUGGAAGUGGGCGGAGCUCCAAGAGCCGCAGGAGAAACGGUAGUACCACCACGACGGCCCCCGCGAUCCGAAACCACCCAAGGAGCAGUGCAUUCUGGAUUCCGGGGUUGUGAGGAUGAUAUAAGUAGUUAGCAGGGUAGGCUGGAAGUCGAAGUAGGGACGAGGAAUCAACUACCCCGGGUUUAGGCGUAAGUCAACUAAGGAUUGGGCGCAAAAGUAACUGCAUUUCAAAAUGUACAGUACUACAGUAUGAUUUUACGGCGAGUGAUGGCCGCUCGUUCGAAUCAAACCUUUAGAAGUGCAGUCCGUUGUGCUGCAGGUACACUAGAAAUCUCCUGAAAAAGCCACUUUACAUUAGUAAAAUACGAUCCGCUGUCUGUGAAAAGUCAACCACGUAAAUUACAAAGUACUGCAGAAUUUUGCUGUUUUGCGAAAUGUAAAGAAACGGAAAAGAGGCACAUGUGACCAGCAAGUUUUGCUGUAGGCGUAAAACAGGUACCAUAGGAAUAUCAAAUGCAGUCGAUGUCGUGUAGAGAAUGCAAUGCACAUUUGGAAUAAUUGCUUGUUUUUUUUGGUUUCAGAG